Messenger RNA from Parnassius apollo (apollo), 498 nucleotides. The record is from the annotation of a GenBank genome assembly. Lineage: Eukaryota; Metazoa; Arthropoda; Insecta; Lepidoptera; Papilionidae.
AUGGAAAGAAAUCUAUUCGAUCCUGAGAAGUCACGAGUCAUCCCCCCGGUCAGCCAAAUCCCGAGACGAAUCGGAAGCCCACCACUUAGUCCCACACCCAUUACCAGCCGGGCUAUUAGGACACUAAGCCAGGAAUUGGCAACCACAUCCCGCCUCGCAGUCAAACGAGCACCACCACAAACAGAAUCCGACGAACUCCAAGACGAAAAGAGGCCCAAACCAGGGUCACGCACACCGUCAUCAGGUGAAGAAUCAGACUCAUCUACUCCACCACCUAUUCCGGAGAGGGAAUUGGAUGCUCCUAUAACAAGACACAUCAACCCACCAAAGUCACCGUCACCAACAAAGACCCUACCAGACAUCCCAACUGAGACCCAAGAAAUGGAUGCAGAACCCGUGCCGGGACCAUCGACAGCCCCAAACCAUACCAACCAUACCAACCACCGUAGAAGAAGCCCUCACGGAGGUAGUGGGAGUGGUCAUCAAGAUUUUGGGUGA